AUUUUAAUCCACCAUUUCAACCUGGAACGUUUAUUCCUCAACCAGUACCCACGCAUGUUACCACAAGGUCAAAGACAAGGCCAAGAAGUAUGUCUACUGAUAAAAAACCUUUAAAUAUUGGUGGUAAUUCAUUGCCUGAAAUAGUUUCUGCAACAUCAUAUGAACAUCUUCCUUGGUCACCUGCUGUAAACUUUUUAGCUAAUUUGGCUCAAUCUACCGUAAGUAAAUCAAUGCCUUAUGAUGAAGGUCAACAAAUCGGUGAUUAUAUUAUUGGUAAAGUUAUUGGUCGUGGUGGAUUUUCCACAGUAAGAGAAGCUAUUAAGAUGGAUAAUAAUUAUAAUAUGGAAAAAGUUGCUGUCAAAAUUGUACGCAAAAAUCAAAAUUCGGAUUGUAAUGAUCGUAUUCAGGCACUUUUCGAUAGAGAAAUUCAUAUAUGGCGUGAACUCUCACAUCCAAAUAUCGUUCAAAUGAUUAUGCUUGAAGAGGAUGAAUAUGCUACUUACGUAUUUUGCGAAUAUUGUCCAGGAG
Messenger RNA from Scutellospora calospora, 528 nucleotides. NCBI's taxonomy places the organism in Eukaryota, Fungi, Glomeromycota, Glomeromycetes, Diversisporales, Gigasporaceae. The record is from the annotation of a GenBank genome assembly.